AUAUGUUUCUAUGAAACUUUGUGUCACGUGAAAGAAAGUUUUCCAAGCUUUGCACGACAUGUACUUUUUAAUAUAGAGCUGUUAUUCUUUAACAUAUUGUAGUCAGCUGUUUGUUAACUUUCUCAGUUAAAUUCAAGUACGAUAUUUGACAUUGAUAAAAGUUCUAAUACAAUCCUUCUAUUACGAAUUGAAUCUUCUAAUCUUCACUAGAAAAAUGUCUUCUGGUUAAAAGUUUCUUUACGUAAUUUCCUUUCUCUAAAUUCUUUCUUAAAUCCAUCACUUUUUCUAAAAAUCCUUUUUCAAAUUGUUGAAUUCCUUUCCCCGAUUCCUGCUAUAUUUACUUUCUUAUAAUUUCUCCUACAUUUCUUCCUUUCUUUAGUUCACCAAAAUCCUUUGUCCAGUUUCUAUUAAAUCGUAUAGCUGAUCCUCUUCUUGGAAUUUUUUUCCAGAUCUUUUCUUAUUCCAAUUUCUAUACGACACUCGCCUUCAACCAAUUUCUACCAAAUUUACAGCUUCUUCCUUAAACUUUCUUUAUCCAUAUAUAUACGACAACUGUCUAACAUCUAAAAUAUCCAUCUUGAUGUGCAAAUUCGAUUCGUAAAUCUAUUCAAUUCGCAUUAUCGCCCCGUUUCUUCAAUCCAGAACCUCCCUGUUCCUUAUCAGAUCGAUGAAGAGGCGGAACUAGCAGCCAGGCAACUAGGGGUAGGUAGGCUCCACCACCAACUAGCUCGACGAAUGGGGAUGCAGCUAGACUUUCAACCCCAGGAAUGGCUUCCCUACCGCUUUUCUCUUUCAGUUUCGACAGACUACCUGAACCAGUGCUCAUCAAUGAUCCACAGUUCCAUUUCACCUUUCUAACAGCCUAACAUUCACUCAACAGUUCGAUAUUCUCUCUUUCACCUCAAAUCCAAAUAAUUAUACAUGCUAACAAUAUCAUGUCAGUGAUUUUUCUAUCUUUUCUCUUACGAGAAUCAGUUUUAACAUCAAUACAUUAAAUACAUUGUUACUCAUAAGAAUUUGGUUAUUAGUGGAUCCGUGAAUGUGAUAACAAUAUAACAGUUUUAUCAAAGUGUAUGAAUUAAUGCAUUAAUCCAUUAGGUUCCAAGCACGUUUUAAUUUAUCACAAUUUUGCAACUUAUCUUCAAUUUUGUCAAAUUUCAUAAGGUCGUAAAACCCCAUUUUGUGUGAAUGAUGUGUGCCGAACGUCCGAUUAGAAGUUUGAAGAAUCUGAACUAUGAGUGGAAGUGAAGAGAACGUUGUCCAGGAAGAAGAUCGAGGAUGAAGAGAUUGGUUGAUGGUUUCCUUACAUCCAAAGUGGUUCCUCAAGUGUCUGGAAGAGGAAUUUUGAACUAGAUCAGAGUAUGACCAACAAGGAAGGAUUGAAUACAUUGUGUUAAGUGUCUGGACAAACCUGGACACGUGUCCUGGCUUCCUCCUGGCACGUGCCGCUGUUUAGAAGUAUUUCCUAGCACGCGCUGAGGCCACGUGUCAUGUCGAUGGUAUCAGUGAUCCUCGGGACGUGAUCGAGGGUGCUUGCAUUGGAAUUCACUGGAAAUUUCAACGAAAACUGCCUGCUGAUCCCAGUUUAAUUGAAUCCAUUCAAUGUUCCUUGCAUUGAGUUUGAAGAAUUGUCUCUUCUGCGUUCAAAAGACGCUAUAUAGCAUUCUAGGAAGCACUCAGAAAUUACACAGCAGCGUUGUCCGUGAUCUCAAUAAUCUGUUUAAUAUUUCCUGUAUUAGGUCGAAGAUAUUGGUUCUUCCUCCUUCAAAGAAGACUAUAGUGUCCAUAUAGACAGGGUUUAGAGAUUGUAUAAAAGCAUUGUGACUGAUCUCAAGGAUGCUUCUUGUAUUAAAUUUGAAUGUGGAUCCUCUUUGAGAGAUUCUCAACUAUAAACUACAGUGUGAAGUCAAACUUUCAAAGUAUCCUGUAGCUCGUGAUGGAAACGUUUGAAGCUCACUUGAGAGAUUCUCAAGUAAAAACUACAGUGUAGAAUCAAAUCUUCCAAAUUUCUACGUCGAUCUAAAUAGGAUUAAUAAACAAUCUUAUAAACACUAUGUAAGAGCAGUUCAAUGAAUUAAUUUGAACUAGUCAAAGAUUCUAGUCACUAUACCAAAGAAUUUAUCUGAAAUACACACGUACCAAAGAAAUUUAAGUAUAAGACAAGUCUCCUCAAGAUGUAUUCUAUGGAUAAUUUGGAAUUAGACAUGAUGAAUCGCCAGUAUAUGUACGAGGCUCAUAGUUUUCUUGGAAAUCCUGCGAUUCCAGCUCUGCCACCGCAUUGCGGAGCACCUACCACGGCUACGCUGCCUUCGAUUCCGUCGCAGCUAGCUUCUCAUACUGCUGGCAGUACUGGAAGUACCAGUGGCAGUGAAAUUUAUUUAUAUGACGAAAACAGCACCGACAAUGAAAGCGCUUACAGCAGUGACCAGGAAAACCACACCAGAGAUGUAAUAAUGAUUUCUAGACGAAGUCAGAGCAACAGAAGGAACGGGGCAACGGGAAAAAGUCCAAGGCAGGCGGUGCAACAGAGGCAGGCUGCCAAUAUGAGGGAGAGGAGACGUAUGCAGAAUAUAAACGACGCCUUCGAGGGCCUUAGGGCUCACAUACCAACUUUGCCCUACGAAAAGAGACUCUCUAAAGUAGAUACAUUAAAAUUGGCGAUCGGUUACAUAAAGUUCCUGAACGAACUGGUCAGAGCUGACAAGGGCAACGAUCCUCUGACAGGAAACGGAGGUCUCUCGAGGUGUUCCGGUCGAGACGACACUAAGAAGGUCAUAAUUCGCAGCGAGGGGAACCCAUUCAUUUUCCAUUCUUUGUCCUGGUCUAGGAAGUCGGACAUCUCCCCGAAUGGGACGAUGUACGCGAAAGUCUGGACCCCGGAGGACCCAAGAACAUCAAAGAAUGGCUCGACAUUCGAAUAAAGUGCUCAGGUGUUAAUUAUUAAGUGCGUCGAGCCUGUUAUUUAGUAUCUAAGGACAGAAAUUUCUAGUCAAUCAUUCAUUUUUUCUAAUUUUUAAUCGUACCAAAAGAACAACAUUUGUUAACCAAAAAAAUUAUGCUAAUUAAUUAUCCUGUAUCUCUAGUCGAUUUUAAGUCACGGUUGGACAGUAUUAUUAAAUUAUUAUUGUUAACAUUAUUUAAUUGUCCUAUAUAUAGACAGUAUCAUUCUUUAAAUUAAUGUGUUAAUGGAAUUUCAGAUAGGAAUUAAAUAAGAAAUUCCUAUAGAAUGUGAAGAACAUGUGUAACUUCUUUCAGUUUCUUCUUAGACGUGCUCAAAAAACAGCGAAUCUACGCUUAGUAAAUGGAAGAGGAAAUACAUAAAAAUUCUGUCAGGAGUUUUUCUCUUCUCUUAAGUAAUCAAUUGAUUUCUCUAUUGUCUGACAGAAUUCAUGUUACUAUUGUACAUAUAGAGUGAGUAAAAAAGUGUAAGCAGAUAUUGUUUGUACGUGAAAUGUGAAUAUGCAACAGAAUGAUUGUCAACGUGAUUGCCACCCAAGCCAAAUAAAGUAGGUUCUUCAAGUUUCA
Molecule: messenger RNA, 3525 nt
Organism: Bombus pascuorum
Lineage: Eukaryota; Metazoa; Arthropoda; Insecta; Hymenoptera; Apidae
Gene: Fer1
Product: pancreas transcription factor 1 subunit alpha-like
Exons: 3
Coding region: 2175-2921 (248 amino acids)
Biological process (GO): regulation of transcription by RNA polymerase II; developmental process
Molecular function (GO): DNA-binding transcription factor activity, RNA polymerase II-specific; RNA polymerase II transcription regulatory region sequence-specific DNA binding; protein dimerization activity
Source: RefSeq, a predicted model, not a curated record